This is a messenger RNA of Venustampulla echinocandica, 1647 nucleotides long. RefSeq lists its product as uncharacterized. The transcript has a single exon. The record is from RefSeq and is a predicted model, not a curated record. The coding region runs from base 1 to 1647 and encodes 548 amino acids. NCBI's taxonomy places the organism in Eukaryota, Fungi, Ascomycota, Leotiomycetes, Helotiales, Pleuroascaceae.
AUGAAGUGUGACAAACAGUUCUUCGACGAUGUCGCAUAUGAAAGGAGCGACGUGGCCUUGGAAGAGACGGAGAAGAGCUUUCGGAGAAUUUCAACUUGUCGCGAGUUGAGUUCCCUUAUGGAGAGGUACCUUGGCAAUCGUAGUAAUCUAAGGCGCCGAUUGAUCAAGGGAUCCUACAACGUUAUCUACAAAUUUACCGUCGAGGACCGCGGAGCUGAAGGUCGUGGCGAGGAAAUAAUUCUGAGAAUCCCUUUCCCCGGCGUCGUCCAGUUUCCAGACGAAAAGACACUUAUGGAAACAGCAACCAUGCUUUACGUCAGUGAGAAGACUUCCAUUCCGACCCCUCCUGUAUAUUAUUACGGAUUGUCAAUUGAGAAUCCCACUGGUAUUGGGCCAUUCAUUAUCAUGGGCUAUGUCGAGAACGACGGGGCAUUUUCUCAGGCGUUAGACGAUCCUGAACAUCUAGGCAAAGAUGGACCACCAGCCUUAGAUCCCAACGUUCCUGAAGAGAAGCUCGAAUUCCUCUACGGCCAAAUGGCUGGUUAUCUCUUGCAGCUCUCGAAACUAAAGUUUCCCCGCAUCGGUUCUUUAUUACCUAGCAGUAACGGCCACGGCCUCCCCUCUGUGGAGGGACGUCCUAUUUCCUUAAAUAUGAACUCACUCAUCCAACUCGCAAAUGUCCCGCCUAUCGUGCUCCCGGCGAAAGGAAAAACCUAUAUCACAGCCGAUGAAUGGUACCUUGCGUUAGCGGAAAUGCAAAUGGCACAUCUCGUCUUUCAACAUAAUGAUCUCACAUAUUCAGAUUACGACUGCAGGAAUAAGUACGUGGCGCGCCAGCUCUUCCGGAGACUAGCGAAGGAGGGGAAGCUUUCGACUUUUGGCUUUGCGGAUGAUGACUGGUCGGCACAGUCUUCACGCUUCUCAUCCAAUCCUGAUUCCAGUACAAAUCGAGGCCCAGGACUUUCCUCGGCCCCAGACACACGGGGCCCAUUCCAUCUCUGGUGCGACGAUCUCCGUGGCGGUAAUAUCCUGGUGGAUAAGGACUUACGAGUAGCAGCCCUUAUCGACUGGGAGUUUGCAUACGUGGGCCCGGCGCAGUUCGCCCUCGACCCACCAUGGUGGUUACUGCUGGAGGAACCCGAGUGCUGGCCAGGAGGGAUACAAGAGUGGAGCAAGAUUUACGACCAGCGCCUAGAAACCUGGUUACGUUGUGUAGAGAUGGCCGAAGAGGAGGAGGCGGAGAGGGCGAAACCAUCAGGUGGAACCGAGGAGAUGGUGCGGAGAAGCGAGCAGAUGGCGUUAGAGGAUGAAGGGGUAGGCUCCGGUAGGCGCGAGCUAGUCAGGUUAUCUACGUCUAUGCGAGAGAGCUGGCAAACCGGGCGGUUCUGGCUCAACUAUGCAGCUAGGAAAAGUUGGGCCUUUGACUCUAUUUACUGGAAGGUCUUGGAUGAGAGGUUCUUCGGGGAUAGGGGGGACAUCCCUGAAUAUAUUUGGUGGCAGACGAGGCUAGAUCUCUUAACUGACGAGGAAAGGCAGGCUAUGGAUCCCUUUGUGGAGAGAAAAAUGAAAGAAUAUAAAGCGGGACGUAUCUUAGUAGAUUGGGACCCAGAGGAAGCGAAAGAAGUCUUGGCUCAAGUUUUGGUGUAG